Molecule: messenger RNA, 3000 nt
Organism: Oryzias melastigma (Indian medaka)
Lineage: Eukaryota; Metazoa; Chordata; Actinopteri; Beloniformes; Adrianichthyidae
Gene: cwf19l2
Product: CWF19 like cell cycle control factor 2
Exons: 19
Coding region: 23-2818 (931 amino acids)
Biological process (GO): mRNA splicing, via spliceosome
Cellular component (GO): post-mRNA release spliceosomal complex
Source: RefSeq, a predicted model, not a curated record
CCAGAAGAUUGGAUCUUCAGAUAUGAACUACAAGAACCACAAUUCAACUGUCGUAAACAGCGAUGGUUUACGACAGUUGACUAAACCCGUGAACGACUUUGUUAUGGCGGCGUACGGAGUCAGUUUUGAGAGUUCCAGCAACAUUGAAGAAGCAAAGGAAAGGAAACGACAAGCGCGACAAGAAGUGCUACAAAAAGCAAAGCAACAGUAUGAGAAGGAGGAAAGGAGAAAGGAGCUAAAGCGACAGAGAGGGGAGGACACCUGGAUACUUCCUGAAGUCAACCAGAGGCUGGAGCAGUUAGGAGAAGAUGGAUCCGUGAAGAGCAAAAAGAAGAAGGAGAAGAAAUCAAAGAAGAAAAAAGAAAAGAAGAAAGAAAAGAAAGAUAAGAAGAGAACAGAAGCAGGAGAUGCCUCCAGUGGCGGUUCAGAGGACUCAGCAGAGGAAUGGGUUGAGGCUCAGCCUUCAAAGCAGCUCCCAAAAGCAUGGCAAACAUCAGGAGAACCCACGUCUUCAGACACCAGCGGAACCACUCAACCUAAUGUCCAGAGAGAUGAAUGGAUGACUUUUGACUUUCUGGCUAUGAAAACCAUUUCAACGUCUGAGCGGCGAGCUGAGAAAGAGCGGCAGAAAGGGGAGGAGAGGGCCAGAGCUCAAGCUGUGGAACAGGCUAGUUUGGAGAAACUAGAGCUGAAUCCAUACUGGAAAGACGGAGGAAGCGGUUUGCCCCCAGAGGAGAAUGCUGGUAGUGCUAGUAAAAAAGCUCCAGUGGUGAAUGAUGGAGGUCUGAGCUGGUUGAAGAACAGCUACCGGAGGAUGAAGGAGCAAGCGGAGCGGGAGCAGCGCAGCCUCGACAGUGUGGUGGCGGAAAGAUACGGGUCAAUGGAGGAAUUUCAAAAGAGGCUUGCUGAAGCUGAGGAGGCUGUGUUCGGUCCACGGAGAGACGACCGUUCAGCCAGAGACAGGAGAUCUACGGGAGAGGAAGAGGACAGGAGACGUUGGAAAAGACACGAAGACACAAAAGAGAGAAGAAGUGACAGAGACUCAUCACCCCGACGCCGAGGCAAAUACCCCGAGGGUUCAGGAGAGAAGAGGGAGAGACGUCGAGGGAGAGAGGAUGGAGACGCUUUCAGAGACAGAGAGAGAAAUGAAGAUGAAGAGAGGGAUAGAAGGAGAGAACGAGUAAGAGAUGACGGAGGAGACAGAGGGAGUGAUCGGUACAGAGUAGAGGACAGGGACAAGCAAAGUCACAGUUGGAGCAAACAUGCAGUUUCUUUGAAAGGACGUUUCCUCAAACCUUCAGAAGAUGAUGACUGCGCUGCAGCACCACAGAGACCUAAACCAGCAGAGUUCCUGAAACCCAGCUCUGAUGACGAAGACUCUGGCAGCAGGAAGAGUGGAGCUCCAGCCUGGAAGAAGGGAAGCUCUUUGGCCUGUGAUCCCAACAGCCAAAAACAAGCAGGACAGGAAAACCUGGCGUUGAAGACUGUAACCGCUCCUCAGACAUCUGAACCAACAAGGACUGAGGAGGAAAGUGAAGAAGAAGAAGAAGAAGAAGAAGAAGAGAUCCCUUUGCUUUCAGAGGAGGAGAUGAACAAACUGGGCUCCAAACUCAUAAAAGCAGAGAUGAUGGGCAACACUGCCAUGAUUGAAAAGCUGAAAUCCCAGCUGGAGGCGGCGCGUAAAGCCAAGGAGAAUCACACAGCCAGAAAGAAACAACAGGAAACGGCCACAUCUAACCAGGCCACCGUUCGCUCCAGUGAAGACCAGGAAGUCCUUCUUUACAGAACAGAUCAGUCUGGUCGGGCCUGGCCAGUCAAAGGCCCGUCUGGACCUGUGGAACCCCAUGGAGGGCGGCGGAAAAAGAAAGCGAUUGAGACUCAUGCCGGUGGGGAGCGAGUCCGCUACUUCCAAGACGACGACAGAGUGGAUCUUCAGGAGAUGGUCCGCAGGGAGAAGAUGAGCUCUGCUAUGGACCAGAACGCCCUCUACUCACGUAUGGCGUCCAAGAUGAUGGGCAAGACGGACGGGGACAACUACACCCUGGACGACAUGUUUGUGUCGAGUGCGGCGCAGAGAGAGGGUGAAGGAAGAGAAGAAGAGAGGAUGAAGAAUAGAGCCAUCGGGGAGAGUAGGAGGCUGGCUGCUUCCAUGGAGAAAUGCCAGUUCUGCUUCAGCAGCCAGGAGCUCCAGAAGCAUCUGAUUGUCGCCAUAGGCUGCAAGGUGUACCUGAGCCUGCCUGCAGGAGUGUCCAUGACGGAGGGACACUGCCUCAUCUGCCCCCUUCAGCAUCACAGCUGUGGAACCGCGCUUGAUGAGGACGUGUGGUCAGAGAUGCAGCUGUUUCGGCGGGCUUUGGUUCGAAUGUUUGAGGAUCAAGAGUUGGACUGUGUGUUCAUGGAGACGCACAUGAACCCUCGCAGGAAACUGCACAUGGUCCUGGAGUGCAUCCCUCUGCCCAGAGAACUGGGCGACAUGGCGCCGAUAUACUUCAAGAAAGCGAUCAUGGAGUGUGACGAGGAAUGGGCUAUGAACAAGAAGAUUGUUGACCUCUCUUCUAGAGACGUUCGACAAGCCGUUCCUCGAGGUUUGCCGUACUUUGCUGUGGACUUUGGUCUUCAAGGAGGGUUUGCUCAUGUUAUUGAGAACGAGCAGAAGUUUCCUCAUUACUUUGGGAAGGAAAUAGUCGGUGGCAUGAUGGACCUGGAGCCGCGCCGCUGGAGGAAACCCAUCAGAGAAAAUUUUGAUGAUCAGAGGAAAAAAGUCCUGCAGUUUGCAGCGUGGUGGAAACCCUUUGACUGCACCAAAACUGAGGGUUAACCAAACCUUCUGUCAGACCUGAGGGGAUCUCUGCUGAACUGAAGGGACUAAAACACAAGCCAGGAGUAUGUUUUAGAGACUCUCAUGUAAAUACAUGUCUGGAUUUGAUGUACAAAAAAAUGUGUUUUCUUUAAAAAAUGUGAACAUUUUGAAGAGAGGGGAAUAAAUUAAACGUCACUGAU